AUGACAACCGCACAGGAAGAACAGGCCUUAAUCAGAGACAACCCUCAACUACAAUCCUACUAUACUUCUCUCGAAUCCAGAAUCGGAUAUCGCCUUCUUCUCGGCGGAACGCGUCAUUUCGGAUACUACGACCAUGACACCAGCUGGCCGUUUCCCUUGAGUCGCGCACUGCGUGCCAUGGAGGAUAGACUGGCGGAUGCGUUAGACCUUCAACAGGGUGCCUAUGUCCUUGAUGCAGGAUGUGGUGUCGGUCACGUCGCAAUCCAUCUGGUCACCAAGUACGGCUUCAGAAUCCAAGGCAUCGAUAUUGUCGAUCAUCAUCUCCUCAAAUCUCAGCGGAACAUUGUCCGACACGGUCUCUCGGACGACCAAUUCGCUGUGCGCAAGAUGGAUUACCACCACUUGGACGGCUUUGCAGACAGUGUCUUUGAUGGCGUGUAUACAAUGGAGACCUUUGUUCACGCUACAGACCCCCAGGCGGUCCUGCGGAAUUUCUUUCGCGUCUUACGGCCUGGCGGUCGCAUUGCGCUGUUCGAAUACGACCAUGAACUGGUCGAUGACCCAGAGGAAGCAAUGGCUCUGUCGAUGAAGAAGAUCAACGAGAUCGCAGCCAUGCCGACCAACAGCGUCUCCCAGCCUGGAGUCUUCCAAGCAAUGCUGGAAGAUGCCGGGUUCACCGACGUCGUUGUCCGCGACUAUUCUCCCAAUAUUCAACCCAUGACACGGUUUUUCUAUCUGCUCGCCUAUAUUCCUUUCAUCAUUGUUCGUUUCCUCGGCUUGGAACGCUUCUUCAUCAAUACCGUCGCAGGAGUGGAGUCUUAUCGUGGUCGUCAACACUGGCAUUAUGUGGCCAUUUCAGCUUCAAAACCAGCUUGA
Messenger RNA from Penicilliopsis zonata CBS 506.65, 876 nucleotides. RefSeq lists its product as hypothetical. Gene Ontology annotation, biological process: ergosterol biosynthetic process. The transcript has a single exon. Bases 1 to 876 code for a protein of 291 amino acids. Gene Ontology annotation, cellular component: endoplasmic reticulum. The record is from RefSeq and is a predicted model, not a curated record. Gene Ontology annotation, molecular function: sterol 24-C-methyltransferase activity. NCBI's taxonomy places the organism in Eukaryota, Fungi, Ascomycota, Eurotiomycetes, Eurotiales, Aspergillaceae.